UAGUUUGCCGGAUAUACGACAAAAGAAGAAGGAUGUUUUGGUUUUUGGCAUCGGAAAUAUCCAUGGUUUCACAUAUUUACCCCUGGGUAGUGUGAAGAAGCGGGGAUUCAUGGGCAAGUCGCGCGAUUUAAGUGAGUUUCAGCGGGGUAUGAUAGUGGGAGCCCGAAACGCCGGGUGUAGCAUCUCACAGACAGCGAACCUGCUGGGCUGUUCAAGGACCGCGGUGUCCCGAGUUCACAGGGAAUGGUGUCAGAAGCAGAAAACCUCCAGCGACCGCGGAGCUAGCGGGAGGAAGCGGCUCGUCGACGAGAACGGAGAGAAGAGACUGGAAAGGAUCGUGGAGGCUAACAACCAGGCUACGAUUGAGGAGAUCCAUGCCUUGUACAACAGCAGCGGGGUGGAGAAACCCAUCUCACUGAGGACUGCCCAGCGGACCCUGAAGAGGCUGGGUUACAGCCGCAAGACGCAGGGAGAGGACGUCCUCAUCGCGGCAGGGCUGGAAGCUUUAGCCGAGUACACAUCCGGCCAAGAACACACGGACACCUCGACGGACAUGAAGUGUGAGGUGCAACAGGAGCCAAAGAUCGAGUCCUCCACGACGGAGGUUGCGCGCAGUAACGAGAAUGACUUGGAGACAUGAAUGUAGUAGUAAAGAACUGGAUUAAACCAUUCUGAUGUCGCGAUAUUUCCAGAGUUGCCCACUGUAGAGCUGUUCUUUAACCGCCCCCCCCAGUUUAUUCCGAUGUCUUACAAAAUAUCCACCUUUGUUUUUCGCGCCAGAUCAGGAGUUUUAUUUCAGUGUAAUCAUGUGCAAACAACAUCUUCCUCAGCCAAUUUAGUCACUUUCAAAACCAUUCACAAGAAAAAUGCAUCCAGAUGUUGGACCCUUAUCUUAACAGCUGUCAGAUAUUCUGUCUAUACGGAACAGAAACGUGGAUGUUAUAAUAAAAAAUGUAAAAUUCAAAACGCCAAAAUAACCAUUAAUAUAUUAAAGAUAGAUCCUUUAUUUUCCUCAUGGUGAAAUUUGAUCUGGACUGUAGAAAACUAGACCCAUAAACACAGCACCAGCAGGUGCAUACACAUUUAUUAACAGCAGGCAUCGCUCAGGGUGCCGUGUAGCCUCAGCUCAUUUUAGGCUAACCUUUAAAAGUCUCCACAGAGGAACAAAGGAGUUUUGAUUCAUGCUGUUAAAGUCUAAACUACCUGGCUGUCGAUAACAACUCAUACUGAGAGUACAGGAUGAGGGAAGGAUCACAAAUGACUCACUCUGCUUGUUUAAGUACCCACUGGUCAACAAACAAUUUGAAGACUAUAACAAUCGCUCUAAUCAAUCAUUGUUAUUGCAGUCUCAACCAAGCACGUUAACUCUCCUGAACCAUGGACAUUUUCACAUUUGAAAUAAGGCGAUCGCUGUCAGGGUUUGCACUGUCAUUACUACAGCAAACACCAUUUCAGUCAACUGUAAAAAUUAAUAUAAGCAGUGGCUUAUGGGAAAAGUCUCUGCAAAUGCCAAAUAUGAUUUAAAGUGGUGCUAUUUAUUUAAAGCGUUCAAAGGUCUAAUAAAUCAGAAGGAGCCGUGUGCUUUAUUGCAUUUCAACUUACUUAACUUAGAUUAAACUUGGACUGAGGUAAUCCACAACCCAGUUUGUUCACUGCAGCUAUAACGUGAGCACCCCGAGGUAGCAUAUCAGGGAAGUUUGCUAUAAUAAAAAUAUUUUAAGUGGUCUUUCUUGUUUGUUUGCUUUUCAUUCAUAACAAUUUACAGAACUCAACCACAGCACCUCUUCAAUCCGUCCUUACACACAGCUGAUCGAGCUAACUCUGAUUACUGUCCCUGGAACUGAAAACAAAAGUUAAUCAACCUGGAGUUUAACAUUAAACACUUUUUCCCCCCAACCUGCCAUCUGGAGUCAUCCACUCGUGGGGUUGUACUUUGGCGUAUGUUUGCAUGUUUGUCUGUGAACAGUUUCGUCACCCUUAUGCAAGAUGCUGUCACAAAUCUGUUUGUGUUACAGCUGCAGUUCCCAUCAGGGUGAUUACACACAAGUGUGUACAGUUACAUCUUUAUCUAAAUGUAUUUAUUUAUAUAAAAAUGAAUUCAAACAGGAGGUGUAGGAGGUGGUUAGUUUGUGAUAUUAUUCAUUACUUUGACCUAAAUUUACAGCUGUUGUAUUGAAGUUUGCAUAUGACUGUGUUGCAUUAGAGAUUUAUAGCCAAUCCCCUGUGUUGUUUAUCUUUUUGGAAUAAAAUUCUCAAGGAAAUGCAUCACUUUCUCUUGUAUGUUGAUUAGAGUGAAGAUUUAAAAUUAGGUGGGUCCCAUGGGAUCUUCUGUUUUCUAAGUUAGACCACAGCACGCUUAAUUUUAGGAAUGGUUGCUUUAAAUCAUCACUGUAGCCUUUUCUUUCCUGAAUUUUCUAUAAUUGCACAGCUGAAAUAAAGGAAAAUG
Molecule: messenger RNA, 2446 nt
Organism: Haplochromis burtoni (Burton's mouthbrooder)
Lineage: Eukaryota; Metazoa; Chordata; Actinopteri; Cichliformes; Cichlidae
Exons: 1
Coding region: 110-640 (176 amino acids)
Source: RefSeq, a predicted model, not a curated record